AUGAUAGCGGCCGCCGAGCUCGUCAAUCUCAGACAGGGAAAAGACGAACCUCUGAGAGCAUUCAUGCAUAGAUACACUGAAGCAGCAAGGAGGGUAAAAGGCAUCACUCACGAGUUCAUUAUCAGAAACCUACCCAACUGCUUAAAGCCAGGAUAUGUCUCGGAAACUCUCUAUGUCGAACUACCGAAUACACUGGAAGAAUUGCAAGAAAAAAUGACCAAGUUUAUCAAAAUGGAGGACCAAAGGAACUUCCGUAGAAAAACGGACGUUCCUACAAACGAACACAAACAGGAAAGAAAACAUCCACGUGAAGGAGAUCGAAACCAAAGGCCCCCGAGAAGGGAUCUUCUAGCAGCUCUGGGCCCUCGAUACGACCGUUACACAAACCUCACCAUCCCGAGGGAGAGGGUAUUUGAGAAGGCCCUACAAGCAAAUAUAAUUUUUAUCCACAAACGGUACACACCUAGGGGUGUAGAUGAAACGAAAUCCUGUCGGUUCCAUGACAACCGAGGACACACCACAAAAAGUUGUCAGGUCCUCAAAGACGAAAUUGAAAGAUUAAUCCGUGCUGGACACCUACGAGAAUUUGUGAAGGAGGAACCAAGACAAAGAAGGCGUUCCCCUAAGAAGACACGUAGAAGUCCAGAACGCCCGCAACAAACGACCGAACGGUCACGUGAGCGUUCUCGAAGUUGA
Messenger RNA from Vigna radiata var. radiata (mung bean), 696 nucleotides. RefSeq lists its product as uncharacterized. Bases 1 to 696 code for a protein of 231 amino acids. Lineage: Eukaryota; Viridiplantae; Streptophyta; Magnoliopsida; Fabales; Fabaceae. The transcript has a single exon. The record is from RefSeq and is a predicted model, not a curated record.